AUGAUUUCCAAGAUGUCAAUUCAUCAUAUUUGUUGUCUGUCAGCGAUUUUACUCGUACUUGUUCACACUUCUACCGGUUUUUGUCCCUCAAAGUGUUUCUGCGAAGGCGACUAUAAUCUAAGAGCCUCCUGUUUGGGUGCCGGACUCGAAGUUGUCCCCAUCCAGCUGAAUCCUGACAUCAAAUACAUCAAUUUGACACACAAUCAAAUCCAAAAUGUCUACUUUACGCUGACAUUUUACUACAAAUUACAAGUUCUCGAUAUCUCGCAUAAUCGUUUAGACGACUUGGGAUCGAAAAACUUCGAGUCACAAGAAAAGCUUCAUACGCUCAUCCUGAACGACAAUCAACUGAUUGCCGUGAAAAAAGACGCGUUCCGCGGACUAAAGGAACUCGUCGAACUAAAUUUAAGCAAUAAUCGAAUCGAGGAGAUUCAUCACACGGCAUUUAGUGAUUUAAUUAAAUUACUGCGACUGGAUUUGUCGAACAAUCAAGUUUUGCGGUUAGAUGCGGGGGUCUUGCGUAACAUGGUUGCUCUGGAUCACCUCAAUUUUCGUAAUAAUCAAAUUUUAGAUGUACCUUAUGAUGAAAAUUUAGAACACUUGAUACAGUUGCGACAACUAGAUUUGUCGCAAAAUAACAUAGAAAAUGUAAAUAACCAUAGUUUUGAUCAAAUGCAUCAAUUAAGACUGUUGAAUUUAAGUAAUAAUGUGAUUAAUGAUUGCGAUUGGACAGCCUUCGAUGGCUUAAGUGGAUUAAAAAUUCUAGAUUUAGCGGACAAUAAUUUAACCGUUGUGCCAACAGUACAGUUAUCAAAACUCUCCAACUUAACAAAUUUAGUACUUAGUGGAAAUUCAUUGACACACAUACCACCGGUAGCAUUUCUGAAUCUAUUUCAACUACGAGAACUUCAAUUAAAUGAGUUACCGUUCUUGGUAAAGAUUGAUGCGAGAGCAUUCGUCGACAAUACAAAUCUACAAAAGUUAGAAUUAGAGAACAACAGACAAUUUUCCGAACUGCCACUCCGCCUCUUUCACAACAACCCCAAUCUCGUAGACAUCUCAAUUCGUGGCAACAAUCUUCACACCUUGGAUGCCAUUCAAUUUCCGCUUGACACGUUGCAGCGUCUCAUGCUGGCAGACAAUCCCCUGGUUUGUAACUGCUCCCUGCUCUGGCUUUGGAGACUUGCGACAGAAAAUGAAGUCGCCCAUCCCUCAGAUAGUGUCGCCAAUGGCUUCCGUUCCAACCAUAACCUAGUCGUUGACCGAGAUGACAUCGCUUGCUUCAUUGAAGACGAUAACAUGAAGGUAAAAAGGUCACUGCACAAAAUGUCGGAGAACGAGAUAAAUUGCCCGGCGCACUUGAUUACGAUAAUUAGCAGCAUAUUGACGGUGCUGCUUGUGUUUAUCGUAAUUGUAAGCAUGUUGUACUACAUGAAGGUAGCGAAACGCAGAAAACACGUGGUCGAAGAGGCGAAAAAUGUGUGCAAUGAACGAAUUGUGCCGCAAAAGAUCGAUCGAGUCGAGUUGGAACGAUAUUUGGCGUCGCAGGCAAUUGCGAACGAUUAUCAUGCACUGCGACCAUGGGAGGUCCCCAUCAAAGAUGCCGUCAAAUACAAUGAAAUAAGCGAUCCCAAUGACCAUUACGAGCACUUUGAAUACUACGAUCAUAAACGAACGUUGCACAAGCCGCACGUCGUGUACGUAUGACUUAAAUCUUAGCUAUAUAAUUAUUAUAAUUAUAACAAUUACAACUCAAACAAUAAUUAAAUGAAAUGGUAGUUAUAAAAAAAAAAUGUAUAUGAUAUAUAUUUGAGACAGAAAUGAAGAUGAAGAAGAAGAAAAAGCAGAAAAAAAAACAUUUAGAUAAGAAAAUUGAAUUGAAAUUUAUAUAAAAUAUAACAUUAAUAUAAAGAUAACAUGAAAAAAGCAAGGGACUUAUGCAAUCUUUAAUUAAUAUAUUUC
This is a messenger RNA of Culicoides brevitarsis, 1962 nucleotides long. RefSeq names its product leucine-rich repeat-containing protein 4. The record is from RefSeq and is a predicted model, not a curated record. Gene Ontology annotation, cellular component: extracellular matrix. Gene Ontology annotation, molecular function: protein binding. NCBI's taxonomy places the organism in Eukaryota, Metazoa, Arthropoda, Insecta, Diptera, Ceratopogonidae. The coding region runs from base 1 to 1707 and encodes 568 amino acids. The transcript is spliced from 3 exons.